This is a messenger RNA of Cylicostephanus goldi, 687 nucleotides long. NCBI's taxonomy places the organism in Eukaryota, Metazoa, Nematoda, Chromadorea, Rhabditida, Strongylidae. The record is from the annotation of a GenBank genome assembly.
AUGAUGAAACAGCGGGCGGCAGAUGCGGACAAUGCUGAUGAUGAGAUGGAAGGAAAUCAGGCAUCAAAAGCAGCUCUUACAUCCAUGCCCUAUCAGUGCCAGGAGUUGAUUCUUUACGGAAGUGUAUUCGCCGAUAACUUGCCGGACUUGGAGCGACGGUUGACGGGUUUAUGCGAUCCUGGAUCUACAGAGUUCCAUGAACACGACCUCUCCUUCAGUCUUCGCACGGGAACUGAUCCGGAUGUCACUAUCAGGUUACGACGGCGUUUCAACGUCGAUUCGUUCAACAGCCAUCAGUGGCAGUUCCGAUACAUUGGAGGCCCAGAACCAGACCAGAAAUGUCCCGUAAUAGUGCGGAAGGUCAUAGACUCCAUUGCUUACUCGCACCUGAUGAUGGACUUCGUGAAAACACUGGGUUUGCGCAUGGAUUACGAGUACAUUGCUAAAGGAACGGUAUGGACGAAUGGGAAGAUGAAAGUAGUUUUGAGUCAAAUCCAGAAAACUGAAAAGGCGGGCCACUAUGAUCAAGCAAACCUAAAACGGUUCUCCGACUCAUAUCUCGUAGAAAUGAGUGUCUGUCUUCCAGAUUCGGCUGAAUACAUGUCUGCUGCCAAGCAGCUACGAGAUUUUGCUGAUCAACUAUUGCCUUUGGUCGAGAUGGAGAAGGUGGAUUACUGGAGGAAAUGA